AUGGCAUCGUUCAAUGCCUUCUACGUCGCACCUUGUGUGCUCAUUCUUGCCCUGAUAUUAAGGAUAAUUCAGAAAGCAGUUCACAACUUCAGGUCGCCCUUGAGGUCAAUACCAGGACCGUGGUAUGCAGCAUGGUCAAACUGGGCACUCAAAUUUGCCACUAUCACAGGGCAACGUAUCCACUACGUACAUUCGCUACAUGAGAAGUAUGGAAAAUUCGUCCGCGUUAGCCCCAAUGAGGUGUCCAUCUCAGAUCCCGAGUCGGUGACAACAAUCCACAAGAUCAAUUCUGGAUACGUCAAAAGCCCGUGGUAUAUCGAGUCGACGAAUUUUCCGAGGCCGAUUCUCUUCUCCAUGAGCGAUGUCAAGGCGCACUCCACGCGGAGGAGAGUCUUCGCUCGUGCUUUCACCAAAUCACAUCUGCGUCAGACUUAUGAGUCAACUGUGCACUCAAUGGUCCAGAAAGUGGUGGCUAGGAUGAAGUCGGAGGCCGAACAUGGAAAUGCAGAUAUUCUCAAGUGGUGGACAUUCAUGGCGACUGAUGUCUCUGCUCUGCUGAUGUUUGGGGACUCCUUCAAAAUGAUUGAGAGGGGAGAGGUUAAUGAGUAUAUUCGUAUCCUUCAAUCGAAUUUGAAGGGCAGUGGGAUUGGAUUCGAAUUACCGUGGAUUCGAGCCAUCUUAAAGUACAUCCCUAUCAAGAGCUGGCAAGAAGUCUUCAACUCGACCGGACUGUUAAUGAAAUAUGGGCUAGAAACACGGCAGAUGAGCAGGUCAUCAGGCGAUGACAAGACCAUCUUUUCGAAUUCAAACAAAGAGGCCGAGAAGGAAGGGGGCUACAUGGACGAAACGGACGUCCUGCUCGAAGCCCAGGGCUUGCUCGUGGCGGGUUCUGAUACAACUGCUGUGACGCUGACGUAUUUGGUUUGGGCAGUUCUCUGCCACCCGCAAUGGCAGCAUGCCCUCGAGCACGAGGUCGCCGGACUAGCAUCUGACUUCACGGAUGCGGAACUGGAGAGCCUGCCGGUACUCAAUGGCAUCAUUGAAGAGACGUUACGUUUGUAUGGUGCCGCACCGGGCUGUCUGCCUCGGACGGUUCCCCCGAACGGCGCCCACCUUAAAGGCCAUUUCCUUCCCGAGGGAACUGUCGUAUCGACACAAAGUUACACGCUUCACCGAGAUGCCAACGUCUUCCCCGACCCUUUCAAAUUCGAUCCUGGCCGUUGGAUACCAAACAAGGAGAAUCCCGCCGGAGGAAUCCCAGCAACGUCUACCGAGGUAGCAAAGGCGAUGUACUCGCCUUUUGGAUUCGGCUCACGAACUUGUCUAGGUAUUCAUAUGGCAAGAAUGGAGAUGAGAUUAGCGGUAGCAGAGUUCUUUAGAAGUCUCCCUGGCGCACGACUUGCUCCUUCGGUCACUGAAGAGUCGAUGGCUUUGGAGAAUUACUUUUUGAUCGCCCCUGCGAGCCAUCAAUGUGAGGUCACUUUGAGAAACUGA
Molecule: messenger RNA, 1494 nt
Organism: Exophiala bonariae
Lineage: Eukaryota; Fungi; Ascomycota; Eurotiomycetes; Chaetothyriales; Herpotrichiellaceae
Exons: 3
Coding region: 1-1494 (497 amino acids)
Molecular function (GO): monooxygenase activity; oxidoreductase activity, acting on paired donors, with incorporation or reduction of molecular oxygen; heme binding
Source: RefSeq, a predicted model, not a curated record